AUGAGCGACGAUCUACACGCCGACUUGGAAGAGUUCUAUGAUACGGUAGGAGGAGAUGAAGAUCAAUGGGAAGACGAAGAUGACGAUCCUGAUCAAGCUGGAGGAGGACCUUAUCGAGUAAUGAUCGAUCCUGAUGAUUUCUUCGGAGAUGAAGACGAUGAUGAUUACAUAUUCGAGGAUGACAUUGGAGAGAAUUACGACGAUGACGAUGAUGAUGAAGAGGAUGACGAAGAUUACGAACAAGGUGAAUCGGAUGAAGACAUGGGUAAUGCGACUUUGAUAGGAGAAGGAGGACAAGGUGAUGAUGGAAGUUCAGAAGCUUUCAUAACGCUUCGAAAUUUAAUUUAUCAAUCAAAUGCAAAUGCAACCGCGAACGAAGAUGGUAACGAGGGAGAUGAUAUUGAUUUAGAUGGUACUUCAUUAUUGCAAAGAAUAUUAGCAGGGGGUGGAGGUGUAACUACUUCAGGUAGAAAUAGUCAAGCUAUCUUAAGAAGAUUAGCAAAUGAGAACAAUCGAACUAGGAGAGGAAAGGAUGCAUGGUAUAAGAAACAAAUAGAACCUGAUCCAAAAGGAAUGGAACUAUUGAAAUCUGGUGAAUUCGGUAGAAUUGGUCAAUGGAAUUGUAAUUCACCUGCAGGUAAAAAAAGACCUAGAGGAAAUGAAAGAUGGAUGAAAGCCUGGACAGGACCAAAGAUCACCUCUGCACAUGCAAGAGCGAUGGUACCUAAUACACCAGGAACGAUCGUUGCUACUUAUCCUUCAGUACCAUACGUAGGUCAAUUCGCAAGAGAAGAUUAUUCUUUAUUCUAUACCGCAACCCAAUAUUUCACCUUACAUCUAUACUCGAUGAACAGAUCUAAGAAGACGAUACCUAAUAAACGAACGAGAUCAAAAUCGCAACAACCUGUUUUAUCACCUGUACCAUCUGCAGCUGCAGAGGAAGAGGAAAAUGAAGAUGAUUACGAAACUGAGGACGAUGAUGAUGAAGAUCAAUUUCAAGGUUGGGCACGAAAUCGUGGAGGAAUGCUCACAGAAGAUACCUCCUUAAAACGGAUUAAAAGGGUUCAAGGUGUUGAAGGCUCUUGGACUGUAACCGAUUGUGAUGCGGAUAAAAAAGGUGAAAAAAUGAUAUACUCCUCAAUCACGCCUUAUGUGCAUAUGCUGUACACAGCUGAAACAGAUCAGGAGCAUACUGAACUCAAUUUCUCAGCUGGUGGAAGGGAUAGUAUGUGGGGAUACGAUCGGUUCGGAAUCUGGAGUAUCAGGUUCUCUGCAGAUGGCAAAGAAGUCGUAGCUGGAGCAAGUGGUGGUAGGAUCAUGGUCUACGAUAUCGAGGCUGAAAGGAGAUCUUUAGCUGUACAAGGUCAUGCGGAUGAUGUCAAUGCGGUAUCAUUCGCCGAUGAGUCGUCUACCAAUAUUCUGGUUUCAGGAUCCGAUGAUGGAUAUGUUAAAGUAUGGGAUAGAAGAUCGCUGUCUUCAUCGACACCUUCAGGUAUCCUGGUCGGUGCGACAGAAGGUAUAACUUAUACUUCACCAAAAGGUGAUGGUCGAUAUAUCGUGGUCAAUUCAAAAGAUCAAGCUGCAAGAUUGUACGAUCUAAGGAAAAUGGCAAAUGCAAACGAUUUUGAGACUGAACCUGAUGCUGUGGCUAAAUAUGGUCAACCAAGAUUUGAUUAUCGAUCAAUGGACUAUCCUCGACCAAAUAGGUUGGCUCAUCCUAAAGAUUGCUCAAUCAUGACAUACAGAGGUCACUCAGUGUUGAAUACCUUGAUAAGGUGUCAUUUCAGUCCUAGAGAAUCGACAGGUCAAAGUUAUAUCUACUCUGGAAGUGCCGAUGGAUUGAUACAUAUCUGGUCACUUGACGGAAGAGUUCUUAAUCGAGCUGAAAGUUUACCUCUGCGAAAUAACGGACAAUAUACCGACCCCUCUUCGUACGACCCAGCCUCUGCCACAUCAGGUAGAAACACUGGUAACGACUUCCGUGCAUAUGGAGGUGGAAAAACCGUUCGAGACGUGGCUUGGCAUGGGUAUGAACCUACUCUGAUGUCGACAUGUUGGGAAUCCAAUGGACAUUUCAGAAAAGGUGGUAAUGUAGCCAAACACGAAUGGAAAGGAUUAAAUAAAGGGGGAUUGAACAGAUUAGAAGAUUGGGUAGAAAAGAAACGAUCUGAAAACUCGGCAGCAGAGACUGAAAGUGGUUGGCUGGGAAAUAGUAGUAGGAUGCCAGGUGGUCUAUCAAGCUCAUUGGCCGAUUGGAACAUGUGA
Messenger RNA from Kwoniella shivajii, 2265 nucleotides. RefSeq lists its product as uncharacterized. The transcript is spliced from 9 exons. Bases 1 to 2265 code for a protein of 754 amino acids. Gene Ontology annotation, cellular component: Cul4-RING E3 ubiquitin ligase complex. The record is from RefSeq and is a predicted model, not a curated record. Gene Ontology annotation, biological process: proteasome-mediated ubiquitin-dependent protein catabolic process. Lineage: Eukaryota; Fungi; Basidiomycota; Tremellomycetes; Tremellales; Cryptococcaceae. Gene Ontology annotation, molecular function: protein binding.